Messenger RNA from Acanthamoeba castellanii str. Neff, 303 nucleotides. RefSeq lists its product as uncharacterized. The transcript has a single exon. The coding region runs from base 1 to 303 and encodes 100 amino acids. The record is from RefSeq and is a predicted model, not a curated record. NCBI's taxonomy places the organism in Eukaryota, Discosea, Longamoebia, Acanthamoebidae.
AUGGAGGCAAUUGUAGAGGACGCGCUGCCCUACUUGCGCAGGGAGAAGGGCAUCCACCCGCAGACGAGGGACAACACGCACCUCUAUGGCUACGCGAUGCUCUCUGGCUCGUUCCUGUUCUUCACGACGACCAUGUACUGGGUGCUGGUGUCGAAAUUCAUGCCUGACACGGGCAACCCGCUGCUCGACUGGAUCAAGCACGACAAUUACUACUGCCUCGUGGUCUUGUCGUGCAUCCCAGUCAGCUUCGUCAUCGUCUACUUCAACUGGCUGGCGUUCAAAUUCUUUCGACACAACUCGUAA